Molecule: messenger RNA, 1281 nt
Organism: Dioszegia hungarica
Lineage: Eukaryota; Fungi; Basidiomycota; Tremellomycetes; Tremellales; Bulleribasidiaceae
Product: peptidase M16
Exons: 6
Coding region: 1-1281 (426 amino acids)
Cellular component (GO): mitochondrion
Molecular function (GO): metal ion binding
Source: RefSeq, a predicted model, not a curated record
AUGUCAUUCCUACCAGCCAUCAGGCGACAGGCUGCCCUCACAGCGAGGAGGUCUUACGCCACCGUAUCCGAAGCCGCAGGCGUAAAAGUCGUCGGUAUCGAUUCGGGCGUUCUUCCCGCGGCAACAACCAGCAUCACCGUCGUGGUCAAAGCUGGCGCUCGAUAUGAGACUCAACCGGGUAUCGCGCACGUUCUCAAGAACUUCGCCUUCAAGUCUACUGCCUCGGGAUCUGCGUUGAAAACCGCCCGCGAAACGGAGCUCUAUGGAGGUGUACUUUCCGCCGCGUUGGGCAGGGAGCACUUGUUCUUGACGGCCGAAUUCUUGAGAGGCGACGAGAACCACUUUUUAGACCUCCUCGCGUCGGUCCUCUCUUCCACCCACUACUACCCCCACGAAUAUGCCGAGCUCGUCCUUCCCACCAUCCAGAGCGAGUCUAUCUCGGCUCUCGCAUCCAGCAGCACCAUCGCCAUGGAUGCUGCACACAGCAUUGCAUUCCGGCGCGGACUGGGCAACUCGCUCUACGCCUCUCCCCACUCGCCUGUCUCGGCCGCCGAUGUCAAGGGCUUUGCCCAAAAAGCCUUUGCCAAGUCCAACAUUGCGGUCCUCGGCGCGGGUAUCUCCACGGACGCGCUGAGCAAGGCGGUUCAGUCGGCGUUUGGUUCGGGAUCCGGAGGGGCGGCAUUGUCGGGCGGAUCUUCGCAGUACUUUGGCGGAGAAUCGCGCAUCGCUUCGCACGAUCAGCCAACGAUGAUUCUGGCGUUCGGCUCGGCUGGUGAGGCAUCAGCAGAUAUGAAGGUGCUGCCUCACCUUCUCGGCGGCGAGACGGCGGUCAAGUGGUCGACGGGGAGCUCGCCCCUCAGCCAGGCGGCGGCCAAGGUGACUGGAGCGAGCGCCAAGGCGUUCCUGAUGCCGUACUCUGAUGCGUCGCUCUUCGGCGUUGUGGUGACGGCUCCCACAAGCGAGGGUGUCGCAUCAGUCGCCAAGGAGGUUGCAGGGUUGAUGAAGGCUGGGAAGGGCAAGGAUGAGGAGAUUAAGCGGGCUGUGGCCAAGGCCAAGUUUUACGAGGCGACUCUUCUGGAACGGCACGAAUCGUUGAUUGCUACCGCUGGAGCAGCAAUCUUUUCUGGCAACAUGCCCACACCAGAUUCGUCAUUCGCUGCACUUGCCAAGGUCUCGGCUUCAUCACUGGAAAAGGCCUCGUCAGAGCUGUUCAAGGGCAAGCCAACGGUCAUCGCUGUCGGGGAUUUGGCAAAGCUUCCUUACGCGGACGAACUCUUCUAG